GAAAAAAGCAGUGCAGGAACUACUUUUGAAAUCACGCUACUUCAGAUCGCACUGAUUAAGACAGUGCCAUAUAAGUACACUGCAAGUUCAGGAAAAAGACAAAUUGUAUUCAAGGUGGGGAACAAGGUGUGGCCAGUGCUUAAUACACAUUUGCUGCUACAGAACUUUCACUGCUACCAGUUUAUUUUUAUAAAAUACAAAAAUCUAUGCAGUAGCUACACUUCACACAUGCCCAGGGGCGGACUGAACAUUUGGAAACUCGGGCACUGCCCGAGGGCACGGGGUCAGUAGGGGGCCCCAUGAGAUGCCCCUGGUACCUUUUUCAUAGGCUUUUUUGAGUUUGGGCAAGGACACAGGGGCCCGAUGAUCCCCUAUUGCCCGGGGGCCCCAU
Molecule: messenger RNA, 391 nt
Organism: Staurois parvus
Lineage: Eukaryota; Metazoa; Chordata; Amphibia; Anura; Ranidae
Source: the annotation of a GenBank genome assembly